Molecule: messenger RNA, 783 nt
Organism: Psilocybe cubensis
Lineage: Eukaryota; Fungi; Basidiomycota; Agaricomycetes; Agaricales; Agrocybaceae
Exons: 5
Coding region: 1-783 (260 amino acids)
Molecular function (GO): GTPase activity; GTP binding
Source: RefSeq, a predicted model, not a curated record
AUGGUAGACGCAGCUUCCGGCUCGGCGGAUAAGUCUGUGCAGGUCAAACUGGUUCUUCUGGGUGAAGCUGCUGUUGGCAAAUCCUCCGUUGUUCUUCGCUUUGUUUCCGAUGAAUUUCAACCAAACAAAGAGCCCACCAUCGGUGCAGCAUUUCUGACGCAGAAAUGCCGCCUGGAAGAUCGUAUCUUGAGAUAUGAAAUAUGGGAUACAGCAGGUCAAGAGCGGUUCCAUUCAUUGGCUCCCAUGUAUUACCGCAAUGCUCAAGCUGCCGUGGUUGUAUACGACGUCACCAAAGCCAGUAGCUUAGAGAAAGCAAAAUCGUGGGUCAAAGAGUUACAACGCCAGGCGAAUCCCAACAUUGUAAUCGCAUUGGCUGGAAAUAAAGUUGACCUUGUGCAAUCUUCUACCUCAUCGACGUCCGCAGCAUCGCCCCCCGAGUCAGAAGAUGAAGCCGAUGAUGCCACUGCCACACCUGGAGAAUCUGCAGGCGCAGGAAAUGGCGAGCCUGAAAGUUUGCGACAGGUUCCCCGUGAAGAGGCUCAGGCCUAUGCCACAGAGGCAGGUCUUCUUUUCUUCGAGACCAGCGCCAAGACUGGGGAGGGUAUUGUUGAUAUAUUUACUGAAAUUGCUAAGAAAAUUCCUAUUGAACAUAUUUUGGCCGCUACUCGCGGCAACGCUGGACGUUCCGGUACGAGCGGUAGCAGUCGAACUGAGGGGACACGGCAACAAGGCGUGAACCUCGAAGAAGACCCGGCGAAGGCAAAGGAUGCUUGCAACUGUUAA